Zophobas morio is the source of this 898-nucleotide messenger RNA. RefSeq lists its product as uncharacterized. Bases 99 to 848 code for a protein of 249 amino acids. NCBI's taxonomy places the organism in Eukaryota, Metazoa, Arthropoda, Insecta, Coleoptera, Tenebrionidae. The record is from RefSeq and is a predicted model, not a curated record. The transcript is spliced from 5 exons.
UGGAAGUCGUUUAGACGAUAAUCGCUGGGCGUUCACUAUAAAAAGAACUAAAGAUCGAAUUUUUAAUAUCAGUGUGAACGAAAACAAGUGUCGUCACCAUGAAGAAGUACAUUUUUGUAGCUUUUGCUCUUUUUGCAGUUAUCGGGGGCGUGAAAAGCGACUCCAGCGAGGAAGUCCUGGAAGAAAUCAAGUCCAAACACCUCAAAAAGUACCUGUCGUCACACAAAGAAAAUAUUGAUGAAGGUUUCCAGAAACUGGAAGAACAUUGUCCUGGUGUUACCGAAAAAUUAAAACAAGCCGUUAAAUCCUUCAAAGAGUGCGACGACAAAGCCGACGAUUCCUUGACCAUUUGCCACGCCAUCCAAAGUUACACCUUGAACUGCACCGCCCCCGUGAUCCAAGUAAUCGACGACUGCCUGCCCCCAAGAGCCAAAGGACUACCCAAAUUUGGUCUCGAAAGUAUCGUUUCAGUAGCCGACUUUUUGUGCAAACAAACCGGCGAAUCCAUUUUUGAACUGGCAAAUCCGUGCCUGUGGGAAGACGUCGAGGACGAACAAGAAGACCAGUGUAUCGAAAACUUGAAAGAGCUUUCUGGAAAGUUCGGAGAAAAAGACGAUAUUCCUAGCAAAAUCGAGAUUUGUAGCGCCACACCUACUCUAAGAGGUUGUAUCCAAACACGUGCCACAACUCACUGUAAAAACCAGAAGACCAGAAAUGCCAUCCUCGGGUUCUUUGAUGCCGUAGUGGCUCCUUGUAAGCAGGUCCCGCUGGAAACUUUGACUUCCGCCACGAAAAUUUUCACUUCUCCGAAGAAAAGUUUGGGUUCCAUCACGGACAAUUUCCUCUAAAUGUCGUCUGUGGUUAUUUACUUAAUGUUUUGACAAUAAAAGUUUUAUCA